This is a messenger RNA of Cebus imitator (Panamanian white-faced capuchin), 2102 nucleotides long. It is a transcript of the gene ABI3, whose product is annotated as ABI family member 3. Gene Ontology annotation, molecular function: SH3 domain binding. The transcript is spliced from 8 exons. Gene Ontology annotation, cellular component: lamellipodium. Gene Ontology annotation, biological process: regulation of cell migration. Bases 494 to 1594 code for a protein of 366 amino acids. The record is from RefSeq and is a predicted model, not a curated record. Lineage: Eukaryota; Metazoa; Chordata; Mammalia; Primates; Cebidae.
UCCACCCUCCACGCCCCUGUCCCUUGGUGACUCAUCCCCGAGCUUCCCAAGGAAGCCCCCACCCUCUGCCCUUUCCUCCCGCCUUCCAUAAGUGGAAAAUCCACCUCCACCCCCUAUAGCAGGCCAGCCCCCUUCCUCCCCACUCUCCCACCCCAUCCCCCCACCGACCAGUUUCCUCUCCAGGACCAGGGAGCAAUCACAGCUGCCCCGACCCUGGUUUCCUCUGCUGGGUGGGACUGGGGGCUGGGCCCCCAAAUGGGCCCCUGGCUUCCCCCUUCCUCUGGGCAGGGGACAGAGAGGCGCAGGGUCAGGGAGCAGGACUGACUUCCUCUUGUCCCGGAAUGAGCAUGCCUGCCCUUUGCAAGCAGGUUUGGGUCUCACACAGAGGAAACCAAAAGCAGUAAGAGGGAGGGAAGGCAGCGCAGCCAAUCAAGCGCAGGGUGAGGCUCAAAACGAGCGGGCUCCCUGGGGAGCCAGAGAGAGGUUGAGGGUGAUGGCGGAGCUGCAGCAGCUGCAGGAGUUUGAGAUCCCCACGGGACGGGAGGCUCUGCGGGGCAACCACAGUGCCCUGCUGCGGGUCGCUGACUACUGCGAGGACAACUAUGUGCAGGCCACAGACAAGCGGAAGGCGCUGGAGGAGACCAUGGCCUUCACUACCCAGGCACUGGCCAGUGUGGCCUACCAGGUGGGCAACCUGGCUGGUCACACUCUGCGCAUGUUGGACCUGCAGGGGGCUGCCCUGAGACAGGUGGAAGCCCGAGUAAGCACGCUGGGCCAGAUGGUGAACAUGCAUAUGGAGAAGGUGGCCCGAAGAGAGAUUGGUACCUUAGCCACGGUCCAGCGGCUGCCCCCAGGCCAGAAGAUCAUCGUCCCAGAGAGCCUACCCACUCUCACGCCCUACAGCAGGAGACCCCUCAACUUUGGCUGCCUGGAUGACAUUGGCCAUGGGAUCAAGGACCUCAGCACGCAGCUGUCAAGGACCGGCACCCUGUCUCGAAAGAGCAUCAAGGCCCCUGCCACACCCACCUCCGCCACAUUAGGGAGACCACCCCGAAUUCCCGAGCCAGUGCACCUCCCGGUGGUGCCCGACGGCAAACUCUCCGCCGCCUCCUCCGCCUCUUCCCUGGCCUCGGCCGGCAGCGCCGAAGGUGUCAGUGGGGCCUCCACGCCCAAGCGGCAGACGGCACCCCCAGCCCCACCUCUCCCCAACUCCUUGGACCCACCUCCUCCACCAGCAGCCGUCGAGGUGUUCCAGCGGCCUCCCCCGCUGGAAGAGUUGUCCCCGCCCCCACCGGACGAAGAGCUGCCCCUGCCACUGGACCUGCCUCCUCCUCCACCCCUGGAUGAAGAUGAACUGGGGCUGCCCCCACCGCCACCAGGCUUUGGGCCCGAUGAGCCCAGCUGGGUGCCUGCCUCAUACUUGGAGAAAGUGGUGACACUGUACCCAUACACCGGCCAGAAGGACAAUGAGCUCUCCUUCUCUGAGGGCACCAUCAUCUGUGUCACUCGCCGCUACUCCGAUGGCUGGUGCGAGGGCGUCAGCUCAGAGGGGACUGGAUUCUUCCCUGGGAACUAUGUGGAGCCCAGCUGCUGACAGUCCAGGGCUCUCUGGGCAGCCGCUCUCUGCACUGAGUGGGUUUCAUGAGUCCCAGGCCAAAACCAGCUCUGGUCACAGAUGGACUGACUCUGCCCACCUCUUGGGCUGUGAGCCGUGUUCUGUCCCUCCUCCCAUCGUGGAGGGGAGGGGGUCGUGGGGAGAGAGAACUUUACUCAGAGGCCUGCUGCAGAUGGGAAGAGCUGGACCCCAAGAAGCUUGUCCACAGAGGACCCCUAUUCCAUACGGGGCGGGGUCUCCUUCUGCAAGUGCCAACUCUGAAUAAAACGGAUGAUGUCCUGUGACUGCCCCACAGAGAUAAGGGGCCAGGUGGUAUUGAAAAGCAUCCCAGUUCUAAGGCUGCUGCUAAUUACAGCCUCCAACCCCCAACCCACCAGCUGCCCCAGAAGCAGCAUCUCCCAUCCCCUCGGUAGCCACAAAGUGCAGGCCACAUUGGACCCGGGACGCCCCUCUGCAGCCAUUGACCGCGGCUUGCUCUUUUGCCCAC